AUGAGCUUAGUUGGGAAAAAGUGCGAAUCGAUAUCCCUAUCUGAACCUAACAAAGAUGGUAUAUUACCAAGUGAAAUAACUCCAGAAGACGUACUUAGGCUAGAGAAAAUUACGGAUACUUAUUUAUGCAGUCCUGAAGCUAAUAUAUACGAUAUAGAUUUUACAAGGUUCAAAAUUCGUGAUAUGGAAACUGGUACAGUUUUAUUCGAGAUCGCGAAACCUCCUACGGAUUUUGGCGUUGAUAAUGAAGGAACAGAAGAUGCUUCAGAUGAACCCCUUGAUCCUAAUGCUGGUAGAUUUGUUCGAUAUCAAUUUACACCCCAGUUUUUGAAAUUGAAAACUGUUGGAGCUACAGUUGAAUUCACAGUGGGUGCUCGCCCUGUUAAUCACUUUAGAAUGAUUGAGAAACAUUUCUUUAGGGAUACAUUGCUUAAAACAUUUGACUUUGAGUUUGGCUUCUGUAUUCCAUUUUCAAGAAAUACAUGUGAACAUAUUUAUGAGUUUCCAACCCUGCCGCCAGAUUUAGUUGAGGAAAUGAUUGCUGCUCCAUUUGAGACUUGUUCAGACAGUUUCUAUUUCGUGGACAACCACCUGGUAAUGCAUAAUAAAGCCGAUUAUGCUUAUAACGGAGGAAUUAACAAGUGA
Messenger RNA from Parnassius mnemosyne (clouded apollo), 645 nucleotides. NCBI's taxonomy places the organism in Eukaryota, Metazoa, Arthropoda, Insecta, Lepidoptera, Papilionidae. The record is from the annotation of a GenBank genome assembly.